This is a messenger RNA of Arabis nemorensis, 2040 nucleotides long. Lineage: Eukaryota; Viridiplantae; Streptophyta; Magnoliopsida; Brassicales; Brassicaceae. The record is from the annotation of a GenBank genome assembly.
AUGGGCGAACCCAAGGUCACAACCGAUGGCUGCACGAAUUCCGGCGAAUCGUCGAAGUUAUCGCCGAAGCUUUUGGUUGCCGGUGAUCGGAAAUUACUUAAGGUGGAACUACGGCAAGGAGAGACGGCGCAUAUCUCAUGGAAGAAGCUUAUGAAAGAGGCUAGCAAAGGGAUUGUCUCCUCCGCCGCGGCUCACGAACCGCCUCCUAAUGCUAACCCUAAUCUCGAGUCUCGUAUUGCACCGGGGCCGCCAGCUGAAGGUGAAGCGGCUGACCAACCUCAUUCUAAUCGUUUUAACGCAGUUAUAGAGAAGAUCGAGAGGCUCUACAUGGGGAAGGAUAGUAGUGAUGGGGAAGACUUAGAUGGUUCUCCCGACGAUGAUGAGUAUGACACUGAAGAUUCAUUUAUCGAUGACGCUGAAUUGGAUGCGUAUUUUGAAGUUGAUAAUUCGGCAAUUAAACAUGAUGGAUAUUUUGUCAAUAGAGGAAAAUUAGAACGGAUUGAACCAUCAACAACAUUGAAUCAGCAACCAAAGAAAAGGCAUAGGAAGGAGUCAGCAAAACCUUGCGGCGAUGUUGUUGAUGUAUCCAGGAAACAAUCCAAGAUGGCUAAGACGGCUGGGGGAAAGGAUCAGUCAGCUGCUUCUGGGCCCUCUCCGAAGAAAAAUUUCAGUGAUUCAAAGGCAGCGCAGGAUUCAAAGGCAGUGCCGGAUUCAUUUCCCCUUUCCAAAGCGCAAAAUGGCAAUGACUCCUUAUUUUUGGAAAAUGUGAAGCAUACUGAUAAGGCAAAUCAUCAGCCAAGGACUGCCACAAGUCCGAAGUCAAAGGGUGCUGGACCUUCUGCCAAUCUUAAUCCGAAGUGUAGCAACAAAGUUGCUCAUCAGCAAUCUAAUUCCCUGCCAGGAAAAUCUCAGCCAAAUGUUUCGGCAAAAUCAGCAGAAGUCCGUCACAAAGAAAAAAAUGGCACGCAUGACCUGGAAAAUGCAACUAAAAAAAGAGGUUCUAAUGUCAGGCCUAAAACCUCGACACUUGAGAAAGCCAUCAGGGAAUUGGAGAAGGUGGUCGCUGAAUCAAGGCCUCCUGUGGCCACUGAGAAUCAAGAUGCCGAUACCGCAUCCCAAGCAGUGAAGAGGAGAUUGCCAAGUGACGUAAAAUUGAAGCUUGCUAAAGUUGCUAGGAUUGGGCAGGGGAGCCAAGGGAAUAUAUCGGGAGAGUUAAUCAAUCGUCUCAUGAGCAUUGUCGGUCAUCUAAUACAGGUCCGAUCACUUAAGAGGAACUUGAAAAUCAUGAUGGAUUCCGGCGACUCUGCAAAUCGAGAAAAAGAUACUAGAUUUCAACGGAUUAAGAAUGAAGUUAUUGAGAUGUUGAAAACACAAGUUCCUUUGAUGGAUACUCAGGCAACCAAUCAAGAAGCUGGAACAUCAGACGAUUUUCAGGAUGUUGGUUCUGUUGAAAAGCCACCUUUGACGAAGAAGUUUGUCAUGAAUACGGCACUGGAGGACAAACUGUGUGAUCUAUAUGACAUCUUUAUUGAUGGAUUGGAUGAAGACUCAGGUUCACAAGUCAGAAAGCUUUACGCAAGUCUAGCUGAACUCUGGCCAAAUAAGUUAAUGGACAAUCAUGAGAUCAAGCGUGCCAUUUGCCGGGCGAAAGAAAGGCGGAGAGCAUUGCAUCCGAACAUUGGAAAGGAGAUGGAUCAAACGAAGAUGACAAAGAAGAAACAUACACAAUGUGUACCAAAAUCAGAGCCCGCCGACAACGAUACAGCUGUUGGAGAUAAAACAAGUGUUGUCCCAAGCGCAACCACCACGUCCUUAGUCCACAGUCAACCUACAGCAGACCCUCCCCGUGAUAGGUCGAAGCAGCAACUCGAGAAACUAAAGGGAACCGCAAGCUCUAGCAACCCUUCAACAGAAGCAAAGAAAGUCAGAAGAAAGACAGACGCAGGUCUAGAAGAAUCUCGCCUGCCUGCAGAGAAACAUCUCGUUCUGGCUCUGAGGCAACAGACACAGGCUCCUCCGGACCUGAACCUGACAAGUUAA